AAAAGGGACCCAUCCCCUCUUUUGCCUGUUUAUCGCAUCCUAUUGCUCUCCUCUGCUCGGCCGGCGAAGGGAAGGGGAUCGAAUCGAAAUCGAAGCGAAGCAGAGGGGCGGCGAUGCAGAUCCGCGUGCAGUGCGGGUGCGGCGAGUCGUCGUGCCCGGAGUGGGCCGUCGUGGAGCUGCAGGGCGUGGUGCAGCCGCAGGCCUCCUUCGCCGGCGACAUCCGCGGACUCCACAUCGGCCGCCUCUGCUCCGCCCCCUCCCCGUCCUCAUCUUCCAAGGCAGGGUACACCUUCACGGUUGGGUACCACGAGCUCGCCGGGACCAAGGUGACGCUCAAGAAGCCCCUGCUGGUGCUCCGGAAGAAGAAGGUGAAUGCUGGUUGUGGGGAACAAGAGCCACCGGCGGCGGCGGAGGAGGUGGAGCUGGAGGUGAUUGGCAUCAUCCGGCACAAGAUCCUCUUCAAGGACCGUCCCAAGGCCCUCAUCUCAAAGCCGCCAACCAAGGAGAAGAAGACCGUGCAGCCAGCAGCAAAGUGACGCCACGCCAGCAACUUCAUGCCCCUUGAGAAUCUGAAGCUCCCUUGGUUUGGCUGUGUGUUCCCUGAAUAUUGCCACUGUUCUAGUUAUGACUGGUUUGGUUGAUACGUUGUCCGUUGUACAAGUUUAACGAUGUUUCCUCCAAAAAAAAAGAGGUUAAGGAUGUUCACUUGUAUUGUCUGUUUCUUUCUUGGUGUUUAAAGUCUGAGUCAUUGCAAUAUUCCCAUGUCACCGUCAGCAUUGAAUCGCA
Messenger RNA from Sorghum bicolor (sorghum), 786 nucleotides. RefSeq lists its product as uncharacterized. The transcript is spliced from 3 exons. NCBI's taxonomy places the organism in Eukaryota, Viridiplantae, Streptophyta, Magnoliopsida, Poales, Poaceae. The record is from RefSeq and is a predicted model, not a curated record. The coding region runs from base 114 to 536 and encodes 140 amino acids. Gene Ontology annotation, cellular component: Ctf18 RFC-like complex. Gene Ontology annotation, biological process: mitotic sister chromatid cohesion.